This is a messenger RNA of Poeciliopsis prolifica (blackstripe livebearer), 2348 nucleotides long. RefSeq names its product butyrophilin-like protein 2. The record is from RefSeq and is a predicted model, not a curated record. Bases 38 to 1309 code for a protein of 423 amino acids. The transcript is spliced from 5 exons. NCBI's taxonomy places the organism in Eukaryota, Metazoa, Chordata, Actinopteri, Cyprinodontiformes, Poeciliidae.
AGAGAAGCUGCUGUUUGUCGCUCUGACGGCUGCCAGGAUGUCUCGGAACGCUCUGUCCAUCUAUGGCCAGGCGACUUCGCCCUCAUAUAUGAGUCAUACCAACAUGACGUCAUACGUGGGGCAUACCACCUCUCUGCCAUGCUGGGCGUUGUCUCACACCCCAGUGACUGCUGUGGAGUGGAGAAGACCUCAGACGUCCAACUAUGUCUUUCUGUCCCGAGAUGGACAUGAUGAUUCAGGAAAACAAGACCCUUCUUACAGGAACAGGGCGUCUCUGGUGGACAGCAAGGUCAAGAACGGAGACGCGUCUCUGGUCCUGAAAGACAUCAGUCCAGAGGACAGCGGCUUGUAUGAGUGUCGGGUUAAAGGCAGCAAGUCCAGACGCAAAAGACGGGGCGUCCUCGGGGGUCUUCCAGUCAGCACCGUCAACCUGCAGGUUCACUUAGAGCAGGAAAUGACAGGUAACCGUGGCGAUGAUCUCGUUCUUCCCUGUCGGGCUCCCAGAGAUGCUGCAGUCGAUGCUGUGGAGUGGCUCAGAACCGACAUGGAGUCUGGUACAUACAUCUUUCUGAUGAGGGACAGCAUCCCAGAUCCGACCAGGCAGCACCCGUCUUACAGGGGCCGGGUGGAGCUGAUGGACCCGGACCUGAAGGAUGGAAACCUGUCUCUGGUUCUGAAGAAUGUGAGCAGCAAAGAUGUGGGAACUUAUGUCUGUCACACAAAAACAAGCGGAGAAAGAGAGAAAAGAGCCACGAUUGAGAGUAAACCAAUCAGCAUCAUCCAUCUCAAGGUUGAAACUCCAGUUGUUCACAUCACAGUUUAUACUGGGAACAGCGCCACCUUUCCCUGUCGAGCUCCUGUUGGCACCGACAUUGUGGCCUUGGAAUGGACCAGACCGGACCUGGAGGACAACGGAUACGUCUGCCUAGUGAGGGACGGGAUCCUAGACCCGACCAGGCAGCACCCGUCUUACAGGGGCCGGGUGGAGCUGGUGGACCCCCACCUGAAGAACGGAGACCUGUCUCUGGUUCUGCAGAACGCGACGCGCAGCGACACUGGGAGGUAUGAGUGUCGCCUGAGCAGACAGCAAGGACGACAGAAGAGGGCCACCAUCCAAACAGAACCGGUCCACAUCAUCCAGCUCUUGGUUCUGGAGUCAGGUGAUGAGGAAAAGGAAGAUGAAGAGAAGAAUCAGACCCUGUCCACCAUCCCGCCUGAACCCAGAGCCCGCCAGCGCCACGGUCUGAUCGGUGUGGGGAUUGCAGGAGCUGCAGUUGCUGUUCUGUAUUUAGUCAUGUUUUUUAUCUAAAAACUGUUAAAGUUUAAUCCUUAAAUCAGCUUAUAAAUGAGUUUAAUCAAGAAUCAUAAAUAUGGAAUCAAGUGUAAACAAAAUGCAACCCAAGAAAUAGAAGUUAGAAAAUGAAAUAUGAAGACUAAAUGUUCAUUAUUUCCUGAUUAGAUUUUAUGUCUUAUGGUUUUUGGUCUCUGGUGGCUCUUCAUCCUCAGGUUUGUCUCAGUAACAUGACAAAAUAUUUACAUGUAUUCAUUAUGUUUUCGGUUUUGUUGCAUACAUAUUGUUAGCAGUCCACCAGCGUUAAUCUGAGCUAAACAAAUAUCUUUAUUCUGCAGAGUUUGUGGAGCAUGAAGCAGAUAAAAUAUGAUCUGCAUUAUCCUUUCUGGGCCUGAAGGUGGCGCUCCUGCAGAGAGUAACUGGAAUCAUUCAGUUCUUAUAAAUUUGAACUUAGUAGAAACAGAAACAGUUUUAUUAAUCUGGAAUUUAUUUGUCAUGUUUUACAUCACAGAUUAUUUCUUAACUGCAUCAGUAAAUAAAACAUUUAGCAUCUAAAUCUGACCUUUAAUCCUCAAAUUAAAACAAACUGAUGUUUCUCCUUCAGUUAUUAUACUUUUUUUUUUUUUACUGAACUAAAGAAUCAAAUUAACUUUGUGAAUCACAUUAAGAUUCAAAUCUUUUUUUCCUGUAUUAUGAAUCAUUUAUAAUAUGACUGCAUUAAGCUAACAUUAUUAUGGUUUGUGUUUUGAAUCCCAAUCAUCACCAUAUGUAAUGAUCAGUUCAAGAACAUUGAUUGAUUAUUGAUAAUUACCGCAUCAGUAGAUAACUGUAAUAUUGGAGCUCAGUACUUGGUAUACCAUGCUGUGUGGCAAAGUUGUCAAAUCAAACUCUGAAUAUAACUAGAUGUCUAUUUUUUUAUGAUCUAGUUUGUUGGAUUUUUAUUCGUUAUCACACUGCUUUUAUUUAGGGUCUUAAUUUUCUCUAUUUUUAAAGACAAACUGAAUUUUCUGUAACUUUUUAUUAUCUUUACUUUCCCAACAUACUUUGAUCCACAAAU